UUGAGGGCAAAGAGGUUAGGAAGCCGGCAUGGCGCUCCGGUCAAUAAAAUCGAUAGCUGGGAGCUGCCUGUGUUGCAGGCAAAGGCGGCGCAGAGGUAGCGCCGCCAUUUUCCCCGAAGGCAUCUUCCGGUGUCUGGCUUCCAAGUUGGAGCAGGAGUUUCCUGAAUAACGGCAGGUUUCCGUUAGCCCCGCAGGCGGCCGACGCCGACUCCCUCCGGGCCCCCCGGGCAGCGCAGCCCCGGUUCGGCGGGGACCGGCCGGUCCCGGGAGGGGGUCGCCAUCGCCCGGGGGCCGUGGCGCUGCCUUCUCGGGGCGAAUGGCGCCGCCUUCGGCUCCGCCGUCCGCACGGGGACCAGGAGAGGCUGGACCCGGCCGGAGAAGGGGAAGGAGGCCGAGGGCGGUGAGGUUCGCGGACGUGGCCGUGUACUUCUCCCGCGAGGAGUGGGGGUGCCUGCGGCCCGCGCAGAGGGCCCUGUACCGGGACGUGAUGCGGGAGACCUACGGCCACCUGGGCGCGCUCGGCUGCGCCGGCCCCAAACCCGCGCUCAUCUCCUGGCUGGAACGGAACAGCGAUAACUGGGAACUGGCCGCCCAGGAUCCGCAGGCGGGCCCAAAGGGGGUGCCAGCCCAAAGAAAGACCCGAGCCAGAAAGAAUGGAGAAGAGCUCCCCGCUAAGGAGGCACCCCGCAAGGGGAAGCGAGGGCGAAGGCCCAGCAAACCCCGACUGAUCCCCAGGCAGACAUCUGGGGGUCCCAUCUGCCCAGAUUGCGGUUGCACCUUCCCGGAUCACCCGGCUCUGGAGAGCCACAAGUGUGCCCAGAAUCUAAAAAAGCCUUACCCAUGCCCGGACUGUGGUCGCCGAUUUUCCUACCCGUCCCUGCUGGUCAGUCACCGGCGGGCACACUCAGGUGAGUGCCCCUAUGUCUGCGACCAGUGCGGCAAACGUUUCUCCCAGCGCAAGAACCUCUCCCAGCACCAGGUCAUCCACACGGGCGAGAAGCCCUAUCACUGCCCCGACUGUGGCCGCUGCUUCCGGAGGAGCCGGUCCCUGGCCAAUCACCGGACCACGCACACGGGGGAGAAGCCCCACCAGUGCCCCAGCUGCAGCCGGCGCUUCGCCUACCCGUCCCUGCUGGCCAUCCACCAGCGCACGCACACCGGGGAGAAGCCCUACACCUGCCUGGAGUGCAGCCGCCGCUUCCGCCAGCGCACGGCCCUGGUCAUCCACCAGCGCAUCCACACGGGGGAGAAGCCCUACCCGUGUCCGGACUGCGAGCGGCGCUUCUCCUCGUCCUCGCGCCUCGUCAGCCACCGGCGCGUGCACUCGGGGGAGCGGCCCUACGCCUGCGAGCACUGCGAGGCCCGCUUCUCGCAGCGCAGCACGCUGCUCCAGCACCAGCUCCUGCACACCGGGGAGAAGCCCUACCCGUGCCCGGACUGCGGCCGCGCCUUCCGCCGCAGCGGCUCGCUGGCCAUCCACCGCAGCACGCACACCGAGGAGAAGCUGCACGCGUGCGAGGACUGUGGCCGCCGCUUCGCCUACCCGUCCCUGCUGGCCAGCCACCGGCGCGUGCACUCGGGGGAGCGGCCCUACGCCUGCGACCUGUGCUCCAAGCGCUUCGCCCAGUGGAGCCACCUGGCUCAGCACCAGCUGCUGCACACGGGGGAGAAGCCCUUCCCCUGCGGCCAGUGCGGCCGCUGCUUCCGCCAGAGGUGGUCUCUGGCCGUCCACAAAUGUAACCCCAGAGCCCCCGGUUGCAGCCCGGCGAUUGUGGGGCCGGGCCAGAAGGGAAAUAUGGGCCCCAGAGGCAGCGGCGACCGGGUUGAAAAGGGCAGCCUGAGGCUGGGCGCGGGGCCCCGCCGUUGUUUCGCGGGGCUGGGAGGCCCCAUGGCGCCGCCCCCAGCCCUGCUCCUGGCGCCGAGACCUGGGCACAGCGGGCCUGGUUGCCACAAGCCCGUGGCCCUCAGGUUCGCGGACGUGGCCGUGUACUUCUCCCCCGAGGAGUGGGGGUGCCUGCGGCCCGCGCAGAGGGCCCUGUACCGGGACGUGAUGCGGGAGACCUACGGCCACCUGGGCGCGCUCGGAUUCCCAGGCCCCAAACCAGCCCUCAUCUCUUGGAUGGAACAGGAGAAUGAGGCUUGGAGCCCCGCCGCCCAGGAUCCUGAGGAGGGGGAGAGCCUGGGAGGAGCUCGGAGAGGAGAAACAGCAAACAAGAAGGAAGUGGAACCCGAGGAAGCAUCCGGAGCCAAAGGAUCCAGAAGAAUCCCUGGGAAGGAACCGCUGGAAGAAACGAUGAAACGCAGCGCUGCCUCGACCAUCAGCAAGACCCGCACCAGCUCCCAAGCACCGCGGAGAGCGACCUGGGACCAGGGCGCCAACGCCCUGCCGGGGCCGGGGGACGCUCAGAGGCGCCACGUGUGUGCCGACUGCGGCCGCCGCUUCACCUACCCGUCGCUGCUGGUCAGCCACCGGCGCAUGCACUCGGGUGAGCGGCCCUUCCCCUGCCCCGAGUGCGGCAUGCGCUUCAAGAGGAAGUUCGCCGUGGAGGCCCACCAGUGGAUCCACCGCUCCUGCUCCGGGGGCCGCCGCGGUCGGCGGCCGGGCAUCCGGGCCGUGCCCGGGGCCCCGGUGCGGGGCGACCAGGACCCGCCCGUGCUGUUCCGCCACUACCCCGACAUCUUCGAGGAGUGUGGGUGAGCCGCGUGGUGGCCGGGCUGGGCCGGAGGUGGGCACCUCGUCCAGGACUUGGGAACUGUAACUCAUCCGUUGGGCUUCCCGCAGGGAUCCCUCAAGUUUUCAGACUUGUAAAAAGAAAAGUGCCUGUAAAGAUGGAAAAAGAUUAGGCUUGGGGACCAGAGUGAUAGUACAGGGGGUAAGGUAGGGCAUUUACCUUGGAUGCCGCUGACUAGGGUUCUAUCCUCGGCAUCCCGUAUGUCCCCUGAGCACCGCCAGGAGUAAUCCCUGGGCAUCGCUGGGUGUGACCCCAAACGUGACAAAACAAAAGAUUUGGUUUGUCCUUCAAGUAUGGUCCUCUGAGCACCAAGUAUGGUCCUCUGAGCACCACCAGGAGUAAUUCCUGAGUGCAGAGCCAGGAGUAAACCCUGGGCAUCCCAGGGUGUGGCCCCAAAACAAAAGAUUAGGCUUGGCCCUCGUUCCCCACAACUUUCAAAAACAGAUGGAGAGAAUGGGGGUGCUGGUCUCCCAUGUUCUCUCAGCAGCAGGUACAGACGAGAUCUUUCCAUCAUCUCAGAAAGUCCCCUCUUGCUGAUUCUUUACAGAAGAGGGAGCUGCUGAGGGGCACUUAAGCCUGGAGGGGCCCCAGGUAAAGGUAAAGCCCUGGUAACGGGCACCAUCCCGGCCCAGGCAGUGAGGAGAGUGGGAGAGGGCCCAGGGCACGCAGAUCUCACACAGAGGCCGCUCGGCUAGAAAGCGCCCUCCGUGAGCUUCUGUACCUCAUCUGUAAGACGAGAUUUGAUAAUGUCUACCUCAAAGGAGAGAGUUACUGUGCAGACUGAAACGUUAGGGUAAUCUGUAUGUCAUGGUACAUGUGCAAUAAACAUUUAUUGAG
This is a messenger RNA of Sorex araneus (European shrew), 3569 nucleotides long. RefSeq names its product zinc finger protein 689. Lineage: Eukaryota; Metazoa; Chordata; Mammalia; Eulipotyphla; Soricidae. Gene Ontology annotation, molecular function: DNA-binding transcription factor activity; RNA polymerase II cis-regulatory region sequence-specific DNA binding. The transcript is spliced from 7 exons. The record is from RefSeq and is a predicted model, not a curated record. The coding region runs from base 317 to 2698 and encodes 793 amino acids. Gene Ontology annotation, biological process: regulation of transcription by RNA polymerase II.